GUGGGGUUGCAAUUUGUAGCGCGUCGCAUCGACGCGUCAAGUCCCCCGCGAGCCACAGCGAUAAAGAUUACCAUUGAGCGCUGAGCAAAGUAAUCAACGCCCCGCUUACGGGAGCUGUCUGGGGGUGCUCAUUGCCCAAACAUAUGUCAAUAGUCGACGUAUGUCUCUUCUACUGUAGCUUUCGGUUUGAGCGGCUUCAUGACCCAAUGAUGUUCAUAGCAUCAUCUCUGAAAGCAUGGAGCCUCCUAGCAAGAAGCCUAGGCUCUCUCACAGUCUUGACCAGGACGGUGACGAACUAGACCUGAGCAUUGAGGACUUGGCGCUCGAUCGCCAGUUCCAAAGGUCUACAUAUCGGUCCGCAUUCUCAUUCAAAUCAACGUUGGAAAACAUCUUUGAAAAGUACGGCAGAGACUUUGGUGACGAGGGUGAUGAAAUCGACCUCAAUACCGGCGAGAUCACCGUCGACAGAGGCCAUUUUAGAGGCAUCUUUGGGGCAAACCUUCCAGUGGCUACUGGAGACGAUGGUGCAGACGCAGCCGAUCAGGAGGAUGGGGAGGGGGAUGAAGAUGGUGAUGACGAGGAUGGCAUAGACCUCAACCAACUUUACAGCGAAGAUGAAGAGGAGGACGACGAAGAGGAGGGCAGCAUCGACCUCGAGGCUGAUGGGGACGGCGAGGAGGAAUCCAGACACCUUUUUCCAUUGGAUGCCAUGCCAGACCCCUCGGAUGUACCCGAGCCUCCCCAGCUACCUCCAUCUUUCAGUGCACUGGAAUCCUCGGUAAACGGCGGCCAGUCAACGUCCGGUACACUGUUAGGGACCUUGAACCGGCUACUCUCGAUGGCAGCGGCAAGUCGCGGCACUUCGGAUCCAUCGUUUGACCCCCUGAGUGUCACCAACGAACUGGUGGAACCAGCCUGGAGAGUCCCUGCUCUGCCACCGGCACUGCUGCAGAAAAAGCCAACAGUCCCGGUUAAUACGAAAAGUAGUGCUGCCCUGAAGUCCAUCGUGCGCAAGCCGCGCCCUAGGUUGACUCAUGACACCGAGUCUGAAGAUGAAAUCACAACACGGGAAUCUCACAUAGGUCCGGAAUGGACCUCCUCAAAUCAGCAGAUCCCUUCACCAAACGGGUCACUAACACGAUCUGCUGCUAGUCCUGAGAACAGUGGCUGUACACAAGUAGCACCCAACCAAGAAUCACAUACGAAGUCAACGUCUCGGGCUGGAAAGUCAAAGCAUCACAAGCCUCACUCCGACGUCACUGCACGUAAAUCACCACCAACUGAGGAUGAGCGAGACGUCGUGGAAUCUCGGUGCAUGGAGUUAGAUGGCUUGCAAAGACAAUUAAAGCGAAAACACGAAACUAUUGUUAUUCACAUAAUAGACGAAAGGCUCCAAAAGUUGGAGCAGGAUAGACUUCUGCUAAAUGCACCUGUUGGGACACCUCAGCCAGUCAGGCAAGGAUUGUCUGUCAGGGGCGACAGCGUUGUAGAGUUCGGUUCUGAAGUAUUGGUAAAUCCGGAAAGUUCAAGCAGGCCACGAGAAUUUACAGAUGAAGGAUUACUGGAAACCAGCACCGAAUCUGCCAAACAGAUACCUGGUGCAGUGAGUUCUAUUGAGGAAACAACCAAAUUGAGCCCAAGACUGCCUUCAGAGGCCAAGACAGGACCAACAAAUCAAAGUGAAGCGCCAGCUGAAACCUUUACAAAGAAUUAUGUGGACCCCUCGUACGGGUUCUCCGACGAGGAAAAUGGGGGUUGGGUGCCAGCCCCCAAGGCCGCUGGUAGGGGCCGUCGCCGAGGCCCUCUCAUUCUUCGACCAAGAAGUGUUUCCCCUGAGCUGGGCUCUCCUCCUCGCCCUGCACGCUCACCACCAACUAUGCCUGAGCCGGUUACCGUGGCUACUGAUAUCACUCUCAGCAAACCUCCAAGCUCUAAUGGACCAGAUGCUGAAGCAGAGCCUCAGUCUGAACAGCCGCUCGUGGACGAUGCAGAACAUCAGAACACACCCCCAGCAGCAUCUGAGGAUUAUGAGUCCUCGAUGCUUGUGGGUUACCAACCUCCGGAGGCGGCGGCAGCACAAAAUCCUACUGUUAUAUCUGUGGGGGUUGAGGAGGGCGAAGCAUCGCAGUCAUCGGAGUCAUCCGGACUAGGGCAGCCGGUGGAUGAAUCGGUGCUGGAAGAAAAUCUUGUCUCGGCGAAUGAGCAGCAUGUUGAGCAAGCAUCGGAGCUGGAUGGGGAGGUGAAGCCACAGACUUCAGUAGACUCAAGUCUCAGCCAGCCCGAGAUCUCGCUUAGGCGUCGUGCUGUACCUCAAGAUCAAACGAGCCCCCAGUCAUCUCCCCAAAGUUUCUCAACGCAGCUUGGAAACAAGCGCUCUUCAGGGAAACAGGGUUCAGCAUACCUCCCCAGGCGAACGCGGAGGCAGUGGCUGCCCAAGGGCAAUGUCCCCCACGAAGCGUUAUCAAUGCAGGAUACCCAGCCGGCGACACCAAGUCCGCCUGCCGCUCAGACUUCCAGAAGAAGAUCAGUGAGAUCAGUAGCCUCGCUCCUGUCAUUCGUUAACGGCGGCUCCGACGAGGACGAGCUCUCGACAUACUUCACCCCACGGACCCGCAGCGUUGCCAGCAGCGGCGGUUAUGCAGGCCCAGCACGUCUCUACCGGGAGACUCUGUCCUCGCCGAUCAAGAAGAAAACGCCAAGGUCACUCAGUCGGCGCCUCUUCAUGACCAAAGCCAGCAGCAGCGCUCAAGCGAAACCCAAGCUCUCGUCUUUUUCGCUCUUGUCGGGCGCGCAGUUUCAUACCACUCCGCUCUCCCACCGCGAACGUACACCAGGUAGCGGUAGCGGCAGCGUGCGGUCGCGUCUCAACUCUAGUCCCGUGAGGUCCGUGGUUCAGACGCCAGGCGGAUCGAAGCGGAGAUGCGGCGAAGAAGGCUUUCGGUGCGAUCGUGACUGGUGCUUUUUUUGUAUUGGCGACCAACAAUAAAGGGCAGUCAAGCCUGGGGACUUAACGGGUCAGAUUAUGGUAUCACACACAGCAUCAUGACCAAACACAAGUUUUUGGGCGUGAGGCAACACACACUUCCGUUCCGUUCCGUUCCGUUAUUUUUUUUAUUUUUUAUUUUUUUUAUCAGCAUCAUUCGAAAGUAUCGAGUUUAUAUACUCUCAAAAAGACGAUAAUCAUGGGAGACGGCGCAUAUGAGCUCGCUCACAGGCAGCACAGGGAUAGACGGCAUUUUUGGGAGCAUUAAAUAACAACAACUAACUAUAAGGCAAUGAUCAUAAUGAAUCUUAAUUAAUUUUUUGCACAACUCCCCAAAUAUUAGGGCCAACAACCAUACAUCUCCUUGGGCCGCUGCCGUCACAACUGCCAAGAUUCGUGAAACCGCGAGGCCGGAAAACUCCACCAAG
Messenger RNA from Pyricularia oryzae 70-15, 3411 nucleotides. RefSeq lists its product as uncharacterized. Gene Ontology annotation, molecular function: histone binding; protein heterodimerization activity. The transcript has a single exon. Gene Ontology annotation, cellular component: nucleus. Lineage: Eukaryota; Fungi; Ascomycota; Sordariomycetes; Magnaporthales; Pyriculariaceae. The record is from RefSeq and is a predicted model, not a curated record. Bases 236 to 2986 code for a protein of 916 amino acids.